Molecule: messenger RNA, 1611 nt
Organism: Hypoxylon fragiforme
Lineage: Eukaryota; Fungi; Ascomycota; Sordariomycetes; Xylariales; Hypoxylaceae
Product: cytochrome P450
Exons: 4
Coding region: 1-1611 (536 amino acids)
Molecular function (GO): monooxygenase activity; heme binding; iron ion binding
Source: RefSeq, a predicted model, not a curated record
AUGGAUAUUCUUAAGUGUUUCAGUCUCGCAGCUGUUGAGACUUUCGUGGUUGCCCGCUACCUUGGCUGGCUGAUAAAUACCCAAGUCGGAUGUAUUCUCUUCUUCGCCCAGUACCUUGCGCUGAAGUAUUACCGGAUAUUCCUGUAUCACAAGUACUUUUCACCUCUACGACAUCUACCCGGCCCAGCCAAUAAUCACUUCUUCUUCGGUCAAUUUAUCAACCUCUUUCGGGCCAACUCUCCUACAGGCCCGUAUAUCGAAUGGAUGCGAGAGCACCCCGACGCCCCCCUAAUCCGAUUCCUCUCCUUUGCGAACGAGGAGAUAAUAAUGCCCAACAGCGUCGCCGCUUAUAAGGAUGUGCUACAGACGCAAUGCUACUCCUUCCGAAAGGCUACCUUCUGGAUCCGAUUAACGAAAAGUUUUGCCGGCGAUGGCUUGAUCGUCAUGGAGUUCGACCAACAUCGGGCUCAUAGGAAGGUGCUCAAUUCCUUCUCCAUAUCCAAAUUCCGGACUUUGGAGCCCGUGCUCAAGUUGAAGGCAGCGGAAGUCAUGGAGUUGUUCGACCAAGCCAUUGCAGAAAAUGAAGAUGGCAAGACUGGAGCCGUCGAUAUUAUUGAUAGCAUUUCCAAGACCACGCUCGACAUAAUGGGCAUUGCUGUUCUCGGUGUCGACCUGCACAGCUUGAAAAAUAAGAUCGAUGCGGAUACUGAGUUCACCUUCCACGAGGCCUACAAAAUUAUUUUUGCGCAAGAAAGGUUAGGAAAGGCUCUUACAUUCAUCAACGGCUACAUCCCGACACGGUGGGUUCCCCUUAAAGCGAACCGUAGAUUUCUCUUCGCUACGUCGUGGCUGGAUAACUGCCUGACCGACCUUCUACGAAAACGAUGCUUCGAAAUCAAAGUGGCCAAAGAGUCCGGUACAUUCAAAAGCAGUGGCUCUCGCGAUCUGCUGACCUUUCUUGCCGAAGAGAGCAUGCCGGGUGGGAUAGCCGAUGGAUUCAAAGAGUCGCAGUUAGUGGGCCAUCUUCUUCAGUUUAUGCUAGGAGGCCAUGAGACUUCUGCAAAUGCGAUAUCGUGGAGCCUCUUCAUCAUGGCCAAGCACCCCGAAAUUCAGUCCAGGCUUCGGGAAGAACUCUUAAAUCUAGGUGAUAAUCCGCAAUAUGGUGAUAUCGAGAGAUUGCCGUAUUUGGACAACUUUAUCAAGGAGUCGCUCCGGUUAUACCCCACAGCCAACGGUAUAAAUCGUGAGGCAGCAAUUGAAGUCACCAUCGAAGGAGUAAAGAUCCCCAAGGGCACACACUUCGACAUGAUAAUAUCAGCGCUUAUGCGCAACCCCUUAAUAUGGGGAGACGACGCCGACGAAGUAGACCCGACGCGGUUUGAUCGUUUAUCUGGCGAACAAUUAUCUCCUUACGCCUACGAGUCUUUCUCCCAGGGGCCUCGUAUAUGCAUCGGAAAGACGCUGGCCAUGAUGGAAAUGAAGGUUAUUUUGACUGAGCUUGUUCGGAACUUCCAGAUCUUGGAUAGUAAGAAAGAGUUUACGUUGGAGAAUCCUAGUCUUUCUCUUCGACCGAAUGGCCUUGAAAUUCGAUUCCAAAGGAUUGCUACAUGA